This is a messenger RNA of Salvelinus fontinalis (brook trout), 2419 nucleotides long. Its product is annotated as arginine--tRNA ligase, cytoplasmic-like. Gene Ontology annotation, molecular function: arginine-tRNA ligase activity; ATP binding. Gene Ontology annotation, cellular component: cytoplasm. NCBI's taxonomy places the organism in Eukaryota, Metazoa, Chordata, Actinopteri, Salmoniformes, Salmonidae. The coding region runs from base 516 to 2285 and encodes 589 amino acids. The transcript has 15 exons. Gene Ontology annotation, biological process: arginyl-tRNA aminoacylation. The record is from RefSeq and is a predicted model, not a curated record.
GCUAGCUAGCUAAAGAUUGCAGCAGCUUACUAGCUGCCUUGAAAUGUGCUACAAAACGUGUGAAGUCUGAUGCCAGCUAAGUGUUAUCUUUGUUGUAUUCUAGCUAGCAGUAUUCAGGUUAAUUGUUACUGCAAAGACUGACAGGUCUGCUGUCACUCUUGUUGAUAAUGCAGAAACGGAUUCAUUGUACGGCCUUUCCCAUCUAGACAUUUCCUGAUAACUAUCAAUCAUAACAUACUCUAACGUUAAGGGACAGGUAUUAGCUAAUUUAGCUAGCUAGCUGAAGCUUUCAGUUUUUUUUCUGACGGGUGUGGCAUCAUGUGAUUUCCUCAAUCUGUGCUGAUGAGCAGGAGAUCCAUUCCCUGACUGCUGAGAUCGAGAGCCUGAAGAACCCACAGAGCCUGGGCUUGUCCUCACACUUGGAUGGGCUGAGAGAGGAGAAUGCCAAGCUCAAAUACCGCCUCAACAUCCUCAAAAGGAGUCUACAGGAAGAGAGGAGCUAGUGCAGUAAGACCAUGAUGAACAUCAACCAGCGUCUUCAGGAGAUCUUUGGUGAGGCCAUCCGGGAGGCCUGGCCUGACCUGGAGAACCCUCCCCUGGCCGUCACCCCCAACCAGCAGGCCAAAUUUGGGGACUACCAGUGUAACAGCGCUAUGGCCAUGGCCCAGGUGAUGAUGAAAUCAAAGGGCCUGAAAGUGAACCCCAGGGAGAUCGCUGAGAAGAUUCAGCAGAACAUUCCAGACAAUGAGCUCAUUGAGAAGACCGAAAUUGCUGGACCAGGGUUCAUCAAUGUUCACCUUAAGAGAUCGUUUGUGUCCAAACUGCUGACCAACCUGCUACUCAGCGGUGUCCAACCUCCUCCCUUAGAGAGCAAGAAGAAGGUGGUUGUGGAUUUCUCAUCUCCAAAUAUGGCUAAGGAGAUGCACGUAGGUCACCUGCGCUCCACCAUAAUCGGGGACAGCAUGUGUCGCCUGUUUGAGUUCCUAGGCUACGACGUGUUGAGGCUGAAUCACGUGGGGGACUGGGGCACCCAGUUUGGCAUGCUUAUCGCUCACCUGCAGGACAAGUUCCCAAACUACCUGACCGUGUCCCCUCCCAUUGGAGAUCUGCAGGCAUUCUACAAAGAGUCUAAGAAGCGUUUUGACGAGGAGGAGGACUUUAAGAAGAGGGCCUACCAGUGUGUGGUCAAGCUGCAGAACAAAGACCCAGCCUUCAUCAAAGGAUGGAACCUCAUCUGUGACGUUUCCAGGAAUGAAUUGCAGAAGGUCUACAACUGUCUGGACAUCCAGAUCAUCGAGAGAGGAGAGUCCUUCUAUCAGGAGAAAAUGAUCGCCGUGGUCAAAGAGUUUGAGGCCAAAGGCCUGGUGGAGAUGGACGAGGGACGUAAGAUAGUGUUUGCCCCGGGCCAACAGAUCCCCCUGACGGUGGUGAAGUCUGACGGGGGCUACACAUACGACACUUCAGACCUGGCCGCCCUGCGCCAGCGGCUCUUUGACGAGAAGGCAGACAUCAUCAUCUACGUGACGGACAGCGGCCAGGGCACCCACUUCCAGGUGGUGUUUGCAGCGGCUCAGAUGAUUGGCUGGUACGACCCCAAGGUGACACGAGUGGAGCAUGCUGGCUUUGGAGUGGUGCUGGGAGAGGAUAAGAAGAAGUUUAAGACUCGGUCUGGGGACACGGUGAGGCUGAUGGACCUGCUGGACGAAGGCCUGAAGAGGUCCAUGGACAAACUCAAGGAGAAAGACAGAGACAAGGUGCUGAGCACAGAGGAGCUGACCAAGGCCCAGCACUCGGUGGCGUUCGGCUGCAUCAAGUACGCCGACCUGUCUCACAACCGCAUCAACGACUACGUGUUCUCCUUCGACAAGAUGCUGGAUGACCGGGGCAACACGGCCGCCUACCUGCUCUACGCCUUCACCCGCAUCAGGUCCAUAGCCCGGCUGGCUAACAUCGACGAGGUGGCGCUCCGUAAAGCAGCAGAGACCACGGAUGUGCUCCUGCAGCACGACAAGGAGUGGAAGCUGGGCAAGUGUCUCAUCCGCUUCCCUGAGAUCCUGCAGAAGAUCCUGGAUGACCUCCUGCUCCACACGCUGUGUGACUACCUGUACGAGCUGGCCACCACCUUCACAGAAUUCUACGACAGCUGCUACUGCAUCGAGAAGGACCGCCAGACCGGUGAGGUGGUGAAAGUGAACAUGUGGAGGAUGCUCCUGUGCGAUGCCACUGCCGCCAUCAUGGCUAAAGGCUUCGACAUCCUGGGCAUCAACCCGGUUUCCAGGAUGUGACUUCAGUGACAUCACCAUGCCCUCCUCCCAACUCCUCAGACUACAAGGGGUGGGGACUCUUCAACCCAUUGUCACCUGGGAUUUUACUGUAUACUAAUUAAAAUAAACUGCUUGUAAAAAGUUUUUAAAAAAUG